Linum tenue is the source of this 810-nucleotide messenger RNA. NCBI's taxonomy places the organism in Eukaryota, Viridiplantae, Streptophyta, Magnoliopsida, Malpighiales, Linaceae. The record is from the annotation of a GenBank genome assembly.
CAUCACAGGGCGUCUUUGUCCGUGUCGCCUCUCCGCUGGAAAGAAGAGAGCCAAACUCUCAGAUUGCUCGUCUCCCUCCUGUCGCAGUAAGAGUCUGAGAAACUGCUUUCGCCGCAUCUCAAUUGAACCCGAGAUCCAUGGUUCUACUACAGCCGGACCCGUUUCUUAAUGAGCUCACAAGCAUGUUUGAGCACAGCACGGAGAAAGGCUCGGUUUGGGUCACUCUCAAACGAUCAUCCUUGAAGUCUAAGGUACAGAGGAAUAAGAUGAAAACUGCUGGUGAACCUCUUGACUACCGGUGCCUCAUUCGUGCAACCAAUGGCAAGAAGACCAUCUCUACUUCGGUUGGGGCAAAGGAUCACCAGAAGUUUCAAGCAUCUUAUGCAACAAUCCUCAAGGCUCACAUGACAGCUCUGAAGAAGAGGGAAAGGAAGGACAAAAAGAAGGCUGCAGAUGCAACAACGAAUAAGAAAGACGGGGAGAGCUCGAAGAAGAGACCUAAGAAGGUGUGAUGAUGUUUUAGCCUGUAAAAUCCCAAUUAUCAAAAUUAUGUAGUUUGCGUCUUUCUUUUUACAAGGAGCAGAAGGGUUGAUAGGUUUUUGAGGGAAGAAGUACAGAAUUGUCCAUUUUGUUUUGGUGCAAUGCAGAUUGCUAGCAGGUUUUUUUUGUUUUUGUUUUGGAUUGAAUGCCCUUCUCCAAGGAUCCAUCUUUAGUGACUACAGAAUUUGGUCUGAUCCCAUUUUUGUGCCGCCACUUGAGGUAUCAAAACGAUAAUGACUUCGAAGAUGUUUCCUAUUUGACUUGAUCCUC